UUCUCAUCACCUGUCAGACGUACAGAGCCACACAGCCAGCAGUGUAGAGUGAGGCUGAACUCUAUCACACAGCACAGUGCUGGAAUUCAUUCUAACGCAACUGUUAGAUAUUCAUUGUAGGAAAUGCAAUUAUGUAUGGAUAUUUUGAUACAAGUGAUUGAAAAUGAUCUGACUUCAGUAGUAUGAAACAUUUAGGUUGGAAUUAAUCAAGGUUUGUGUUGCAGUUUAAACUUCUACUAAAAUUGAAUCAGGCUGCAACACAUUUCUAGUUGUAUUUAAAUCCUAAUUUAAGAUUAAUUUUAAACAGGUCUAUUUUGCGGCAGUGAUUCAGAGGCCUGUAAAACUCUUGACAUCUCCUGCAUCCAACCUAUAACCUACUUGAAGAUUGGAUCAAUAAAUCUACAUUAUCACUAAUCUUAGUUUAAUGCUUUAUUGUUGGUGGAACCAUCCUAAACAUUAAGUUUCUGUUCUGACACAAAGAACUUUCUAAGUGACCAGCUUCUGCUGUGUUCAGUGUGCUAUGUAUAUUCCAUGCCAAAAGAACAAAUGUUAACCCUGUGAUGGGAACUUUUCUCUCUCUGCUGCUAUGACAUGUCAUGCUAUGAAGACCUGAGGUAGGAGAUUCUUUCAGAACACAAUCAGGUUUUGAGGCUUCUACUUAUAUACUUCAACAUUGCUGUGACUGUAAGAUCACUUUCAAAAGCCAGUUGUGCUGUGACGUUUUCUGAAUACCACUGAAAGCUAUCGGCAACACUUUCUAUGAAGCCCAAAUCUAUAACAUAUUCAUCAUACCUUCGUAACACACUGUAAUGGUUAACAUGUAAAAUCUCAUAGCAGUCUUGAUUAUAGUGUCAUGUUCAUAACCCUGUUUUGCAUGAAAGGUUUUAAGGAGUUAUGGCCAUCACUGUUCUCUCUAACUACAAUGGAUUGAGAGUGUUGGUGUAUAUUUAAGGCUUACCAUCAUAUGCUUAUGACAGCUCACUGUCUGUCAUGUGUUUAUUGGCAGGUAUAGUGUGCAUUGAACAGACUUCGCCAAGAAAAUAUAAGCCAUUCAGACGUGUGUAUUCUUGAAAAUGGUCAGGAAGUUGUUGACAGUACCUGAUGAAAAUGGUGUAUCCUAUCAGCUCCACUCACUGUUUGAGUGAGGCUUACAUGCGAACUGACUGAUGUACCUUGCUGUCAGUUGUCAUAUUAAUUGUCCUGUUCAUCCUUGCAUGUUGUUAUGGUGAACCAAGUAAUGUGUGCAUCAAGUUUUGGUCUCUGCUUUACUAUUGUUAUUGUAAAUAGUUGUUUAUGUUAUUUAUUGAUUACGACACUUUUGUACAUAAUUCAAACAAACCAUGUUUUGAGAUAAUAAAAGAUAAAAGACCCUGAGAGGGAAAUAAAUGGAACACAGCACAACAACGCAAGUUAUUUGUCUUGCCAGGGAUUAAAAGAGUUGAUAGAAGUGUGUGUGUGUGUGUGUGUGUGUGUGUGUGUGUGUGUGUGAGAGAGAGAGAGAGAGAGAGAGAGAGACAUAUUACAUAACAUUCACAGCAGACAGUUAGCUGUCAUAAAGGCAUUAACUGUAAUCUGGUUACAGAAAGCACCAUUAUGUUGAGAAGAUCUGAUAACCUUAUGCAAAAGGGCAGAGUGAUUAGAAGAAAUUUCAAUAGCUGUUUGAUAAUGUGUUAUAGAUAUGAGCUUCAUAGAAAGUGUUAAAAGGACAAUUUAAAUACUAUUAAAAGGUUAUCUACUACUGCAGUGUCUUUGACUGACAGGUGGUUCAAGCUGUGAUAACAGCUUCUGGUCCUGAGAUAGACACGUAACUACAAGUCAUAUUUACCAGGCAAAUAAGCUUCACCUUCUGCCUCUGCACAGCACACAGCACAGUUUGCAUAGAAAGCGAAAGGAUCAGAGGAAAGUUAUUACAAUGUUUGACAGCUGUACAGAAAAAAUGAAUCAGCUAGGAGCAGAGGGGAUAAGUAUAAAAGAUCAACAAACACCAAGAGCAAAAUGUGGAGCAGGUCAAGUCCAGCUCUCAGUAGGUUGAACAGCUUCAGCUCAGCAACUUCAGGUCACUCUGGACCACUCAGUGUGAUGGACAUACUCAACUUGUGGAAUGAUGACCCAGAGGAGGUUCUCUUGGACCUGGGCUUCGGCUGUGACGAACCUGACCUCUCUGGGCGCAUCCCGGCUCGAUUCAUCAAUCAUCAGUCUCAGGCAAGAGGAAUAAACCUCCAGGUGUUUCUGGAGGCCCAGAAGAACCGGCUGGACCUGGAAAACCCAGAUGUCAGCAAUCGUUUUAGACAGCUCGAGGUUCUCCAGCAGGUAACUACAGCGUUCUCCUCCUUGGUGGGGUCUUCUUCCUCCUCCUCCUCCCCUCUCAGAGCACCACAGGGGAAAGACCUGCCUCCUGAGGCCCGGGAGAAGAGGAGGCGCAUGGGCAUGCUGUUCAGACGAGCAUCAAAGAAGUCACUCAGCCAAAUCCACAACCAUAAAACCCAGGACCUAACCACACUUGCUGAGACCUCUCUUCCCUGUGCUACACCAGAGUCACUGCAACUUCCACCCAGCAUUGGAGACAAGAAAGUACCCUUAAAAAAAGUCAAACCUGGACUGGAGACUGUGUGUCUGAGUCCUCUGGCAGAGGAGCAAGGAGCUGAUCCAUACCCUCAGGCCCAGCCUCAUGUGGCUUCUUUGAUUGCCCAUGAAGGAGCACUCAAACCCUGGCCCCUGAGGGAAGGUCUCCCCCUGGCAGUCAGCACUUUUUUGCAGAGGAAGAAGAGCCCAGGGCAGGCCAGGGAAUCAUUUGAAAUGGAAGAGAUCCACAGUUUUGAUGAAUGUAGUGUCACAGGGAGCUACACGGGAGGAGCAGAACAUUUAGUACAGGGUGUAAUACGGACCAACAGCUGCCAGUCAGACAGCAGUGGUUUUCUAGAGGAGCCCUUCAUACCCUCCCUCUCUCAGCAGGCGUCACCAGGACCUGAUCUCAUCAAGGCUCUGUCAGGCCUGUCAGGAAGGAGCAAUGACAGCCAGAUCAUUGAGAGGCCAGGCUCCCCCUCUCCUUCUUCCUCUCAUACCUCCCCAUCUCUCCUGCUCUCCUCAUCUUUGACCUCUUCUGAUGUUGACAAAUCUGUCCUCUCCGCACCCUGUCCUACACCAGAGCAUUCAUUAGUCUUUGGCCCUUCCCCAUCUCCUGUCUUGUUGUGUCUCCCAAAAUCUAACCUGCAAAAUUCAGGGACAGAGACUCCAGCAGAUCAGGAUCGGUCUCUACCUGCUUCAUUGCCUGCAUUGGUAUGUGAGUACCUUCCUCCUUGCUCUUCCUCACCCGAGUUACAGAAAGUAACUCACUACCAAUCUCCAACUCUCCCAUCUCCUGCCUUCUUUAUCCCUCUCUCCCCUACAUCUCCCCACAUGCAACCUGCCUCAUUGAUUAGAGGGUCAGAGGAGAUUAAAACUGAGGACAAGGAUGCUCCAUACCCCCACCUCUCUUUUCUUUCUCAUGACUCUGAAGAGACAACAUGCUCUACCUUUUCAAGUGUCCCUCCUCCUGCCUCAUCUCCUUCUUCCUCUCCAAAUUUGGAUUGUCCAUUUUCUGCCUCAAUUGCUUUGUCUUCUACAGAGUCUGACUUUUCCUCUGGGAGUCCAGGGAACAAUGAAUACUCCCACUCUGCUUCUGGUGGCUUAUCAUCUCUGCCUCCCUACUCCCCCUAUUUAUGUCCCACUGCCCCUCUUGAUUUUCAUCGUCCAUCCUCUUUAGCAUCUAAAGACUACCCAUUAACUGAGUCUCUCUCACAGAGUCCAGAAAACAAUAAAAGAGAUUCCCUUUUCCCAGACUCAGGUGAAAUAGGCCUGUCUGAUCCACCUACUGAUACCCAAAAGAAAGAGGAAGAAACACCCUCCUCUCUCUCCUUUCAGUCGGACAAGGACAAUCCCUUAGCUCCACUCUCUUUCAUGCCGGACUCCUCUAAGUUUGAAAAGGGUUGUCCCACACUGCCCUGCCUUUCUCUUAAGACUUCCAUUCCAGUUUGUCAGUCUGUCUUGUCAUCACAACCACAUGAUCCAGAUGGUUUUAUAGAUCCAGCUGUUGGAAGAAUUUCAGACCUGACAGAGCAGUCCAUCUGCCAACAGGACAGACCAAGUUCUCAUGAUGAUAACACAGCCCCUGCUCCAGCCUCUCCUAUCCAAGAUGUUAUUCAUGUUAAGAUAAAUCACCUCUCUUUGGACUUAGAGGAUACCCGUCAGAGGACUGGAAAGGGAGAGUUAGAAGGUGAGAGACAUACUGACACUGUGCAGACUCGAGAGGAUGUUGUUUACAUCUCAGAUACAGAGAGUUCUGCCGGUCUGUCAGAAGGUUCUAGAUUAGUCUCUAAGGAAGUAUGUAACCAAACAGAAAUAGAUCUACAUGUCCCCUCUUGUAGUUUGCACAAUGAGCUUUCACCUGAAACCAAACAAGAAGAGUUAAGAAAAGUCUGUCAAAUGGAAAUUAAUGGCACAGAAAGUGAAUCACCCAGAAGUUCUUUAGUUUUACAUGAUGAAGUUCCAAAGUAUCUAAUCGAGAUUGAGAGCUUGGAUAUGGUAUUUCAAACCUCAGUGGAUUGCUCAGAAGAUGAAAAUGGAGAUGUGGAUGCCUUUUUUCAGCAGCUUGAUACUGAAGGGCAAGUCUAUUGGGCAGAACCCAUCCAGGUUUCCAAUCCAACCCCUGUGCUCGAAGAGUCAGGCAGCUUUGAAGCCUCAGACGGAUCUCCUGGGAAUUCUCUGUUGCCUAGACGCCAAGCUGAUUCAUUUUCAUCCACAGGCAGAGCUAUGCCUUUAUCUUUGCCAUCCUCAACAACAAUGGACACUGACCAGACCUCAAGAAAUGCAACUGCCUCCUCAGAUACACCCUCCUCCUCGACUCUAGCUCCAUUCUCAUCCUCAUCCUCAACCCCAGACCUCAAGCCAUCAAGCCGCUCUGUUUCUGUUCAGAUGUCUUCAUCUCUAUCUUCUCAUAUUGUCCACAGAAAGGAUGUUCCCUACAUGACUGACUCAAAACGCACCCUUCUCCCUAGUGUUCUCCCUUUGGAUACCUCCACCCCUUUCCGUGCUGUCCAGUCAUGGACAGACCUGCAGAUUCAACGAAACACUCUCACCAAUAAGUUAUCACAUGGGGCUGUUCAUACUGUCCCAAACGAAGUGACUGUAUCCACGAGUGCCUCAGAAACGACACAAAGACCUACACUGAUCUUCUCUUCGUCUCCAUCUUUCCCUCGGCUGUCCAAUGACUGGCAGUCACAUGACUGUCUCCCUGGGAUGGCAAAAAAUGACUGUACUGUGUCAGUCUCUGUGGAUAAAGGGCUGGUGCCUGAUGAGGAGGAAGAGGUGGACAGGAAUGGAAAUGAAGAUGAGGAGAAGCUUUGGGAGGGUGAUCAUACAGCCACCAUGGCAUGCUGCUGCUCUUGUGACCAUCAUUGUACCUGCUGUACUCAGAAGAGUUACAACAAGCAACACACUCUGGGAAACAUCCAUUACUCUCUGGAUGAGUUAGAGGAGAUGAUGUUGUGUCUGCAGAAGUUUCGCUCUGUGCUCAGCAACAUGGAGGAGCAGCUCUCUGAAGACCAGGCUGCAGUUUACAGUUAUCUCUCUGACCAGGACAGGGAGAAGGUUCGGGACAUAGAGGAGCUGAGGCGAACAGUGAAACAGGAGGCUGGAGAGCUGGAGAUGCAGUUGAACGAAUUGGCCCAUCACUAUGAUGACAGCUUGAAAAUGAAGAUGCACAGACUGUUGGAUGAACAGUCUCUGCUCUGCUCUCAGCUCAGAGUCUUUAUACCUGGAACAGUGCCUACAUCAUUGAGUCCUGCCCCCAGCAGGACAGUAGCCACUCAGUGUUGUCUGCUGCCCUGGAUCCCUCCGGCUGAUGUGCAGAGUGGCCAGGUCUCCUCCUGGAGCACCGUGAAUGUGGACUCCCCCAGACAGUCGCCUCCUGUAUCAGAGGGCAUCUGUGAGGGCCUGGGCUGUACUCCCACUAAGGCAGACAAGCUGGACAUAGUGGGCUUCCUCCAGAGAUUGAAAGAGUCUGCAUCAUUCUGUGAACACAGACUUACUGGAAUAAAAAGGUGUCAUGGGCGCUGCAUGAGACUGCAUCUGACCGAUGAGAACCUGAAGUUUCCUAAAGUCUUCCAUUCACAUUCACUGAAGGAUAUGCCUUAACUUUUCAGUGUCACAGUUUUAGCUUUUACUGGGUAUUCAUCACAUUUUGUGAUAAAUAUUUCACAUUUGACUCUGUGUGAUAGCAAAACUGGCUUGUAAGAGAUGCUGAGACUAGAAUCACUACAAGCUGCAUGAGAUGCAAACUUCUGAGUGUUUUGUGAAAGAAAAAUAAUAGUAUAGUAUAAUCCUAGGACCUAAAACAAAAGCAAUUAUAAUGGCAUAGGAUAGGCUGUUUAUACAUGCUUAAAAUGCUUAUUUACAAGGAAAAAUAUGUAAAUAUAAAUCUAAGUAUGAGUUAUUUAAUGAAGAUGCUGUUACACACUAGGCCUCUGCUCAGUGAAUGCACAAUGCUUCAUAUGAAUAAUACCACUACAAUAAACCUUAGAACAGUGAAA
This is a messenger RNA of Siniperca chuatsi (mandarin fish), 6566 nucleotides long. It is a transcript of the gene itprid1, whose product is annotated as ITPR interacting domain containing 1. The record is from RefSeq and is a predicted model, not a curated record. Gene Ontology annotation, molecular function: signaling receptor binding. Bases 1996 to 6171 code for a protein of 1391 amino acids. NCBI's taxonomy places the organism in Eukaryota, Metazoa, Chordata, Actinopteri, Centrarchiformes, Sinipercidae. The transcript is spliced from 12 exons.